CAUUCAUUUCAAUCAAUCAACCGCGCCGCAAGAAAGCUGUCGUGUCGUGUUUGUAUUUAUUUUACAAAAAAUCCGAUAGCUCGUGAUAUCGCAUCGCUUCAUAUUUAUUUAGUAAAGUGUUCAAUAGCGCGCUGUGUGAAGUUUAUCUAAUGUUUUAAUUAAUAACCAGUAAACCAGGAGUGUAUGAAACAUGGGUGCUCGCGUAUCCAGAACCGAUUUUGAGUGGGUUUACACUGAGGAGCCUCAUGCGAGUCGCCGGAAAAUAAUCCUAGAAAAAUAUCCUCAAAUCAAGAAGCUGUUUGGCUACGAUCCGAACUUCAAAUGGGUGGUAACACUGAUGGUACUAGUCCAGAUCAUCUCCCUACCCUUUGUGGUACAGCUCAGCUGGCCUCUGAUGCUGGUGGUAGCCUACUGCUUCGGUGGAGUCAUCAACCAUUCUCUCAUGUUGGCAAUCCAUGAAAUAGCACACAAUCUGGCGUUCGGCCAUAAUAGGCCACUAGCGAACAAACUGUUCGGGUUCUUCGCCAACCUGCCCAUAGGACUACCCGUGUCUAUCAGCUUCAAGAAAUAUCAUUUGGAACAUCAUAGGUACCAAGGCGAUGAAGUGAUAGACACGGACCUCCCGACGUUACUCGAAGCCAAGCUGUUCUGUACCACCGGCGGCAAGCUGCUCUGGCUGUUCCUGCAGCCGCUGUUCUACAGCUUCCGACCCCUAAUCGUGCGGCCCAAGAACCCGACGCCGAUGGAACUCAUCAACCUGGUGAUACAGCUGUUCUUCGAUGCAGUUAUUAUUAAACUUUGGGGUGGGAAGGCGCUCGGCUACCUACUGCUUGGCUCUGUAAUGGCGAUGGGAGUUCAUCCUGUAGCCGGCCACUUUGUAGCCGAGCACUACAUGUUCAAGAAAGGGUACGAGACCUACUCGUACUACGGACCUCUAAACUGGAUCACGUUCAACGUGGGCUACCACAACGAGCAUCACGACUUCCCGGCGGUGCCCGGCAGUAAACUACCUGAGGUACGCCGCAUCGCGCCGGAGUUCUACGACACGUUGCCCCACCACGAUAGUUGGUCCAAGGUACUUUACGACUUCGUUAUGGACCCCGACAUCGGACCCUACGCGAGAAUCAAACGUAAGCACCACGGACUUGACAGUUAAGUUGGUAGCACCGUACCUGUCUGUACCUAUGUUGUUGUUUUUCUAAUGUUGGUAGAACGCUUGCGAUGUUUUUGUAGGACAACGCCAUCUAGCGCUGGGUGUUUGUGACUAAAAUUUUAAUUUAUUCUUUAUAUAGAUUAUGAUGUACUUUUACAUGUCGUUUUUUUCUAAGUAAACUAAACAAGUCUUGUUUAGUACAGUAUCCUUAGUACGAGUUUGCUUUAUGUUUAAUGGAAUCGAACGAGAGUGCAUUCGGUGCUCUGAUUGGUCGGCUCAAAUGAACCAACCAAUCAGAGCAACGAACGCGCCUAGUUUCAGUAUCGUAAAAGCAAACUCGUACUAAGGUACAGAGGGUUUAACGAGUUCGUAACAAGAUCGCGUGUGGCGUUCUGAUUCGUUCAUUGGCGCAGGCCAAUCACAGCGCCGAAAGUGAACUCGUUUCAAUCUCAUUAAACGUAAAACUAAAUCAUACUAAGCCCUCUGAUUACUUCAUUUCGCUGUUAUGCCACAAAAUAAUAUUAAUUAAAAAACAACCAAUUUUUUUUUUAAAGGCAACUAAUUUAUUCCACUCCAUACCUAGUUAAAAACAACGCAAGCGCCGCCUACAAACUUGGAACCAUUGAUUUGUAAAACCAUAUUAGUUUAUUUUUUUACACAAUAGUAAAUUAUGGAUUUGAUUAGUAGCUACGAUGUAACUUAUGUAUGUAUUAUUUUAAUUGUAAGUUUAAUUUGUUUUACCGUCGUACUCAGAGUCAUUUAAGUCUUUGACUGCCAAUAGAAACUGUUGAAGGCAAAUCCUCCGUUCUGCGUUAAUGGUUACUUAACCCAGUCUCAACAAUAGUUUACGAUCAAAAAUCGUUACUAAAGAAUAGUUUAAGUAAUCAUUAAAUGCCUCUGAGUGCGGCAGU
Molecule: messenger RNA, 2064 nt
Organism: Spodoptera frugiperda (fall armyworm)
Lineage: Eukaryota; Metazoa; Arthropoda; Insecta; Lepidoptera; Noctuidae
Gene: ifc
Product: sphingolipid delta(4)-desaturase DES1
Exons: 7
Coding region: 191-1156 (321 amino acids)
Biological process (GO): ceramide biosynthetic process
Cellular component (GO): membrane
Molecular function (GO): sphingolipid delta-4 desaturase activity
Source: RefSeq, a predicted model, not a curated record